CUCCCCAUUCAUUUCCUGAGAACUGCGAGAGCUCAGCAGCUGAGCGACAGAAGGGGAGGGAGCUGUGCACACACACACAGAGAGAGAGAGAGAGAGAGAGAGAGAGAGAGAGAGAGAGAGAGAGAGAGAGAGAGAGAGAGAGAUAGGGGAGCGAGAGAUAGGACUGGAGAAGAGAACUGUUUCCUACGGCUCUGCAGCUUCUGACAAGACGGCCCGAGAACAGGAUGUUAAUGCUUGAUGGAAUGCCUGCAGUCCGAGUCAAAGCCGAGCCCCUGGAAUCGGAACAAGGGUCCCCCAAAGUACACCGCUACCCCACGAUGGACGCUGUCCCCCUCCUCCUGAGCAAAGUCAAAUCUGAACCUCCUGAGGACCUGCUCUCCCAUGACCCCCAUUUCCAGACGCAGACCGAGCCUGUCGACCUGUCAAUCAACAAACCACGCCCCUCCCCCCCAUCAAUCACCUCCACCACUUCUCCUGUUACUUCCGCUUUCUCUCCGUCCUCGAUUUCUUCUUUAUCAUCAUCAUCCUCCUCUCCGUCUGUCAUCACAUCUGCCUCAUCUGUGCUCACACCUGGGCCCCUGGUGGCCCCUGGAGCCGGUGUCCAGGGUCAUCAUCAUCAUCAUCAGCAGCAGUUUUUGCACAUCCUGCACCCUGUGCCUCCGCCACCCUCCAGCCCCUUGAACCUGGGAGGGGUACAGGGCAUAGGAGGAGGAGUAGGGGGAAAGAUGGAGGCCCACCACCUGCAUCGUAUCCCUGUAGUGGUACAGUCAUUGCCCCUCAUGUACACCACAGCCGUGCGCUCGCCCUCCAGCCUCCACAACAAUGCCAUCAUGCUACCUCUGCUGGACAAUCAUAAGAGCCACCAUAGCAAAGCAUACACAGACCACAACAGCUUGUCGCCGCGGCACAUCAAGAGUGACAGUGACGAUGAUGACCUGCCCAAUGUCACCCUGGACAGUGUCAUCGAGACCGGAUCUACCGCUCUGUCUAUAGCACGCGCCGUACAGGAUUCCAUGUCACCAUUCAGUAUUGAGAGCAUACGGCGCCCCCAGAGGUCAGAGUCGCCAGACUCCAAGAAGAGACGCAUCCACAGGUGUGACUUUGAGGGCUGCAAUAAGGUCUACACCAAGAGCUCCCAUCUAAAAGCACACCGGAGGACGCACACAGGUGAGAAGCCAUACAAAUGCACCUGGGAUGGCUGCACGUGGAAGUUCGCCCGCUCUGACGAGCUGACUCGCCACUACCGGAAACACACAGGCAUCAAGCCCUUCAAGUGUGCAGACUGUGACCGCAGCUUCUCCCGUUCAGACCACCUGGCCCUGCACCGACGGAGACACAUGCUGGUGUGAGACAGUUUCAGGGUGGAGAUGUUAUCAGAUGAAGCAGAAACACACAUUUACACACACACACACACACAUCGCCGCAGGGAAGAGCGGGGUCUCUCCCUCAAUGUGGUUCAGCCGGACUGGACACACACUGUUGUCUGUCCGUGAGGCAGUGGGAAGAGAGGAGCGAAAAGCACAGAAUGGUGUCUGUCUGUCCACAGAGCAAAAAAAAACAGGGUCGGUUCUGGAUCCUCACUGACUGAGGACGGUUGGAACCGGAGAAGGCUCUUUUGUUGUCAUUUUGGAGCUUGGAGUUUUUACGACAAUCUGUCUUUUUUCCUAGCACUGUUCUUAAAUGGUUUCACUUCUGAGUUUUUUUGGAGGGAUGUUCUUUGUUCAUUUGGAAGGAAUUUGGUGUCUUUGUUUUGGUUAUAUUGUUCAAAAUGGCUGCUUUUCUAGCGUCUAUAAUGUGAAAGAACUCUAUGGAUUGGAUGGCUGGAUGAAUGGAUGGAAGGGCUGUAUGCAUGUGUUUUGAAGCAUAGGGCCUUGGAUUGGACAAUGGAAUAAAAAGACACAGAUUCCAAUUUGCCUAUGGAAAGUAUUGUUGCACAGUUCCCGCCGUAUAGCAGCUUCCUGCAUCUCUGUGUUUCAGGACAACCCGUCACCAGAGGGUGCCAUCCACACAUAGGUUGUACCUAUAAAAACUGGUUUGAGUGUUCUAGAAUCAGUAUUGUAGAAUAAAUUCUAGUACCAGUGUUCUGGAUUAAGAAGCAUCCGGAGCAUCUCAAUGGACCAGUGAUAUAGAUGCAGAGUUGUUUUUGCUAUUUGUUGUGUUUUUCAUUCAGUGGAUCUUGUUAACACACGAGAUCGACCCAACCACAUUGAGGCUCAUCACCUUGAGCCUUUUUCUUUAAAAAACUUUAUUGGUGCAUUUUGUGCAGUGAUUAGCAAUCAGUAAAGUGCAAUCUCAUUGGGUAAAUAUAGUUUUAAUAUGGAGACUUUUAUUGUUUUUAGUUUAUUGUAUCUUGCUGUGUAUGCCUGCUUUUGAUACAUUUCACAAAGAAACACCAAUCCCCACCCCAAUGUAUAAUGAAAAAUCUAAUGAACAUAUCCAGUAUGUGAAAACAACUUUGAAGCACCUUACAGAUUCACACAUAUUCCAUAAUAUUCAAGGAUUUUGUUUCAUAUCCCUGGUAUUUUCAGUGAAAGGGAUUGGCAUUGUGAUCAUUUGUGUGUUAGUAGUCUGUAGGUAAUGCAUAUUUGCUUCAGUUCAGAGGGCUUACCCGACACUCGGUUACUCUAGUUCAAUUGGAAAGCAAUACAAUCAGAACAGGGAAAUGUUGUUCUUGUAUCCUUGUUCUGGUUGCUGAUACCCAAAAUGACCCUAAAUUCCUCUGUUACAGAUAUAUUUCUACCAGUGCCACUUCAUACUCUAUACUACAAAUGUCUAUAUUUCUACUGGGUUUGUAACUACAGCACAAAGGUUCUAGGCAAGCAGUUUGUAAACAGUUUGGAAAAGUUUGGAAAAUGUCACAUUAAGGAUGGGUGGUUGAGGAGGAACAGGUUUUUAAAAAUGUAUUCAUGAACAGACCUAUAUGUUUGUCAAACUUGGAACAAAUUCUCCCCUUCUCUUUUCUAUAUACUGUAGUACACGAUGCACACAGACAGUUGGCCCUGUAGCUUUGUCUUUUUUAGUCAUACAUACACCAAACAUGAUGUGAGGUCUUCAGAUCCAGCUUCAGGUCUACCUUUUCUUGCAAUUUGUCUUGCAUGUCCCUCAAUGACAGAUAUCCAUAUUACGGUUUCUACUGUCGCAUCUACCAUAUCUCAGAGUAAAGGGUUAUUCAACCCAAAAAAACAUAUUUUGAUCAGUCUCUGUACAUGGAUCAAAAAGAGAUCUACGGCAAUAUAUAGAUUUUUAUAUAGCCAUAGAUUUACAGCUGUAGGCUGCCUUACAAAAGUAUUCAGACUCCUUGGAUUUCUUCAAAUUUAUUGUGUUACAAAGUCGAAUUAAAAUGGAUUUAAUUGCAAUUUUUUUUGUCAACCAUAUUACAUACAAAACUCUGUAAUGUCAUUUUUUAUUAUUAAUAAAAUAAAAUAUAGUCAUUGCAUAAGUUUUCAGCCCCUUUUGUUUAGGCAAGCCUAAAUUAGUUCAGGAGUAGAGUUUGGCUUAACAAAUCACAUGUACAUGGACUCACUCUAUGUGAAAUAAUAGGGUUUGACAUGAUUUCUAAAGGACUAACCCUUACUCUGUCCCCUAUACAACAUCUGUAAGGUCCCUCAGACAAGUAUUGUAUUUAAAGCACAUAUUCAACUACAAAGUCCAGGGAGAUUUUCAAAAGCCUCAUUUGUAGGUGGGUAAUAAUAACAAAUCAGACAUGGACUAUCUCUUUAAGCAUGGUCUAGUUAAUAAUUAUGCUGUGCAUCAUGUAUUAAACCACCUAGGCACCUCAAAGAAAAAGUAAUUAUUCUGAACUGAGCUUCAGGACGGGAAUGAAACUACUCAGGUAUCUAACCAUCAGACCAUUGCGGAUUUUAAAACAGCUACGGAGUUUAAUGGCUGUGAUGGGAGAGAACUGAGGAUGGAUCAAAUCAAAUUGUAUUGGUCACAUACACAUAUUUAGCAGAUGAUCAACAACAUUGUAGUGACUCAAAUAAUGACCUAAAUGAUAGAGUGAAAAGAUUAACACAAAUAUACAAAAUAAUAUAAUACUGCAAAAAAAACACGGCAAAAGAAUACACUUUUUGGCCUAAAUGCAAAGCCCUAUUUUGGGGCAAAUCCAACACAACACAUUACUGAGUAACUGUCUCCUUAUUUUCAAGCUUGGUCAUGGCUGAAUCAUGGGAUAGGGCUAUAGAAAGAAAUGGGAUAGGGCUAUACACAGUCAAAAUCAUGGAGCAAAACCUUCUUCAGUCUGCUUUACACCAGCCACUGGAAUUCACCUUUCAGCAGCACAAAAACCUACAACACAAGGCCAAAUCUACACUGGAGUUGCUUACCAAGAAAACAGUGUUUGUUCCUAAGUGGCCAAGUUACAGUUUUGACUUUAAUCUACUUGAAAUAGUAAGGCAUGACUUGAAAAUUGCUGACUAGCAUUUUGAACAUAAUAAUUGGCAAAUAUUGCACAAUCCAGGUGUGCAAAGCUCUUAGAGACUUACCCAAGAAGACUCGCAGCUGUAGUUGUUGUCAAAUGUGUUUUUUAUGGACUCAGGGAGCUGAAUACAUUCGCAAAAACAACUAUAUUUCCUUUAUUUCUUUUGAACAAUAAAAUAAAUAAAUAUAUCUUCCACUUUGACAUUGCAGAGUAUUUUGUGUAGAUUGUUGAGAAAAUAAAUACAAUUAAUCCAUUUUAAUCCCACUUUGUAAUGCAAUAAAAUGUGAAGAAAUCCAAGGGAUCUUAAUACUUUUGAAAGCACUGUAACUGGGGUAUUCUAAAAAUUAAAAUAUGGCUCAACUUCUAUUUAGUCUUAGCUACGACAUCAACCACUUAUGUUUUACAGGUUGUUUGACGUCAACUUUAAAUUACCAAUUUAUCCAGCCAGUUGGAAAUAGAUGCCUAUGGACAUACAAAUAACACUACAUAAAUCUUUCUGAGAUACACGAAAGCAAUAUUGUCAGCUUUUCCUAUCAGCGAAUUUAUCAGAUUUCACUUUUUGCAAUUAUGUGACACAGAUCUGAUGGUGUUUAUCAUUAUCAAAGCCGUUCAUAACAGAAUCCCACAUGUAUGAUAACUGUAUUUGUUCAAAGUAUUUUUACAACUUGCAUUUUAUACACAGAGGUUUUAGCUGGAUCCCCGCUUACAGUUUCAGGAGCACAUUUCAGAAGGCCAGAAUAUGCUCAGUGACUUUAAUAACACACACAGACAUACCAGCGUAGUGGUCCUGUACUAGAAUUCAAAACCACAUCCUUACCUGAAACAAAAAUGUAUUUUGCAGAAACAUGCCCAAUUCGUCUCUUUCCCUUUUGGUAUUAUGAAGUAUUAUAAUAUAUGUCAUAUUAUGUUGCUACAGUAUAUGUUGUUUGUGUACAUGUGAAUAUUUACAAUUGUAUUGCCUUUUUUGGCUCAAGCAUAUCAUCAGCACCUUGUUUGUUAUGAAGUAUAGUUUUUAAAUGAAUUCAUUUGAAAUGUUAAAUCCAUUGAUACAUAUUAAUAAUUAUCAACAUGUUUUAUUAUUCAUAUACUGUACUUUUCUGAAAUGAGGGGCACUUCAUCUUGCAUAUAACAAUUUUCUGUAAAAAAAAUAUAUAUUUUGAAAUGUUGUAAAAUAUGUGAUAGUGGAAAUAAAUAAAAAGUAUAACUCAGUUCUACAGUCUGUAUAUACAUAAAAAAUAGGGCUUUUCAUUAUUAGACAAUAGCAAAUACAUUUAUACAUGUAAAGUCUUUUUCGGAGACACUCAUUUAUCUGAUUUGAUAUACAGUACAAUGGAGCUAUUGAUAAUAAACAAUGUUGUUAUCUAAAAUACUCAUAUAAAUGAUCAAACGUGGUGUCAGAAAUUUGCCAUUUAGCAUUUUGGUUUGUGAUUGUCUUCUUUCUCAAAACAAGAGAAGGUUUCCAUAUAAAUAUUGUCAAACAUUUUAUCAGAUAACUGCUGUAUAGAUCAAACCCAAAUACGUUAUUCUCCACCCAGCCAUGUUCAAUUGAACAAUCUUACAAUUAGAAGUGUAGAUUCAUAUCAACAUUAUAUCAAACUAUUUUAUUCAGGGUUUAUUUCACAAUAGCAUAGUUAUUUUUAUUUUUUUAACUUCACUUGAAAGUGAACUAAUAUUUUGCAUGUGUACACAGAGGCUUAUUGUAUGCAUGCAAUACCACUCCCCUUUAGCAUUAUGAAAACCUUUUACAAGCAUCCGUUUGUACUGGUAAGCAGGGUCAAACUUAUGCAAUAAUGAAUAGUGCCUCCUAUCACAGCAAAUCUCUGAAAAACAUCCACUUAAAAACUAUUUCACAACUAUAGCAUCCACUUGAAACUAUAUGUCAUAUUAAUUCAAAUAAUAGACCUUUGAAUUGAUACUCAGCCAGGGAAGUAUUUGUAAAAAAAUAAAAGCACGUCAACUCUGAAACCAUUAUGCAAACAGGCCACCUCCCAUUUUCAGUUUAUGUUCAAUGCACUGAGCCUUACCACAUUGUUUCAAUAUGGUAUCCCCAUACCAGCCUUUUACAUGCUGUAUUAAUCUCCCAUGGAAGCUGAAUAUGAUUUGCAUGGAUGCAUUUUCUUUAAAACCUCGCUUAAAGAAUUGAAUUAUUUUAUCGUCAUCAUAUCAUUUGGGUUUUGACCUCUCUGAUACUGGUCAUUUGUUCAACUACUUUCAUUUUUUCAUAAUCAUAUUGCAGCAUGCAAAAGCACAGAAGAGCCAUUUGAUAUAAUUGAUUUUACACAGUGUUGAAUGUAUUGUGGUUCACAGGGAAAGCUCUAUUGAAUGUGUAAAAGCCGGAAUACCAACCCUUGGGGAGCACCCUGUGAAAUAAUUUAGAUUACACUUAUAUCUGUAUGCGUUCAAUAUUAAUUUAAUUUCUGUUUAAAUUAUGUGUUUCUUUUAUCUGCUUUUGAAUAAUUAUUUAGUGAUGCGAAUGCCUUUGUUUCAAGCUUACUGCUAUUAUGUUCAGUAAUUGUUGUUCCUGUAUUUAUGUAUAGUGCCUGUAUUGUAAAUUUAUUCAGAGCUUUUCAUUCUUAAAGUAAAGUUGAGUUACUGCCCCACAAUGUUUCAAAGGGAGACCCUAGUUCAAGGAAUUCUACGAACAGAUUUGGAAUCCCAAUGUUUUUUCAAAGGUAGAAAUAACAAGUGUUUUUUUUCAUUCUUUUUCUUUCUUCUGUUCUUUCUUUUCUGUUCUUCAAAAGUUGUCUAAAUAUUCUGUCAUAUUCUUGAUAUGGAUGGAGCUGUGAAAUGAAACCGAGUUCAAACGUAAUGUAUAUUAAUAUGAAUGGAGGCAUGGAGGUUAAUAAAGUUACAUUUUGUAUGUAA
Molecule: messenger RNA, 7285 nt
Organism: Oncorhynchus keta (chum salmon)
Lineage: Eukaryota; Metazoa; Chordata; Actinopteri; Salmoniformes; Salmonidae
Product: Krueppel-like factor 12
Exons: 6
Coding region: 225-1349 (374 amino acids)
Biological process (GO): regulation of transcription by RNA polymerase II
Molecular function (GO): DNA-binding transcription factor activity, RNA polymerase II-specific; RNA polymerase II cis-regulatory region sequence-specific DNA binding
Source: RefSeq, a predicted model, not a curated record